This is a messenger RNA of Eublepharis macularius, 2475 nucleotides long. RefSeq names its product protein ABHD14A-like. The record is from RefSeq and is a predicted model, not a curated record. NCBI's taxonomy places the organism in Eukaryota, Metazoa, Chordata, Lepidosauria, Squamata, Eublepharidae. Gene Ontology annotation, cellular component: cytoplasm. The transcript is spliced from 5 exons. The coding region runs from base 122 to 928 and encodes 268 amino acids.
UGCUGUGCUGUGGUGUGACGCUGCUCGCUCAACGCCCGCAAGCGGUCAAGGGGGACAGGGGCGGGCGAGAGAGCCAGCGGCCGGCGACAGCUGUUCCGGCGACUGCGAAAGCGCAGAAAAGAUGACUAUGACUUUGAUACGCAACAGGCUGGGUCUUCUGGUACUUGGAGUCCUGGUUACCUUUGUCCUCUACCUCUUACUUCCUGCAAUCCAACACGAGAGAUUUACUUCUUCCAUCGACAUCCCCAAGCCACGAGCUAUGGAGGAAGAUAUGAAGAGUCAAAGCAGCAGCAACGUCACUAUCCUAACAGGGACAGUCCUGCAAAACCCUUCUGUUUUCUUUAGAGAAGCUGUACUAGUACAGAAAGAUGGGGCUCCCAGCACUGAAAACAGGCUGGAGAUCAUCUUCCUGCAUGGUCAGUCCUUCACUUCCAAAACAUGGGAGGAAUUGGGGACAUUAGCUUUGCUUUCUGAGAAUGGGCAUCGUGCAAUAGCUAUUGAUUUACCUGGCUAUGGGGACACUCCACGUUCCAGUGCUUUGGAGACAGCACAAAGCCGCGUUGCCUUUCUUCAGCAAAUCUUCAAAGAGCUGAAGCUUCAAAGGCCUGUUCUAAUAAGCUCAUCCAUGAGUGGCCGCUAUUCCAUCCCAUUCCUUCUGGCCAAUGGGGAACAGCUGAAGGGCUUUGUGCCCAUUGCACCAGUGGGAACGAAGGACUUCACUAUUCAGCAGUAUCAGCAAAUCCAGACUCCAACUUUGAUUAUUUAUGGAGAACACGAUACUGGCCUGGGUCUUCAGUCCCUGCAAAGCCUUCAACAGAUGCCCAAAUCCACCGUUGUUGUGCUGCCCGGAGCUGGCCAUGCCUGUUACCUUGAUAAACCUCAGGAGUUUCACAAGGUGCUCCUGAAUUUCCUGGGAGACCUCAAGUGACUGUGGAAUCCUCUUCACCUUGGCUCCUUCUUCCUGAGGGGGAAAAAAACAAGACAGUCUGUACCACAUGACUGGGGUUGCUGUGUGUUUGAAUCUGUUACUCCAUAUUUAAAGGGCUAUGGGUUUUCCUGACUGUUCACAGGAGGAGCUUCUCAGUAUUUGCUUGUGGGGCUGUUUCCAUUUUGUCUGUUUCCAGGCACAACUGGCUAAAUUCUGCAGUCUAAGCAGAAAAAAUGGAUUAAGGGGUAAAUGGAGCUGAGUGACUCCUUUUUCUUUGAGGUGUUUGUUACAAAAGAGUCUGGAGAAUUUGAUCUGUGCUUCAUGGUGAGCCUGUCAUCCUGCUUAAGAGCUGACCCCUCUGGAUGAAGACGCAACUGAGCCUCCAACGUCUUAUUUCAGGAGCACAAGCCGUUUUUAUAAUGCUGAGCUUUCACUUUUCCAUCAACAGUGGAUUUCUACAGCUGCCGCAAGGCUCACGUUCUCAUCAUGUACUUGUUCCUUCACUUUCUACCUUUUUCUUGGAUGGGAUCUCCUAGAACUUCUCCACUGAUGAAAUGAAAUCAGGUGGACGUUUGUAUUGAAUAAUACUGUCCCAUAGUGUUUGUGUGAGUGAGAGACCUUGUAUAUCUGAGCAUAAGGAGGUGGUUUUAGAAUUAGCAGGAAUGCCUUUAGAGAUAAAUUAUAUUUAAAAAAUCCCUAUUUUAAAUCAAUCUUCCCACCACAAAAUAGACAGACGCACACACAGAAAUGCUUUAGUGUUUAUGAUGCCUGAGGCUCCGCAUCUAGUACGUUGCUUGUUGUAUGUGAAUGACUUUGUUGUUGUUGUUGGGGAUUGUUAAAUGAGCUGUUGUCCAAAGUAGGAGGAGUGGGAUUUAGGGUGAUUGAACUAAUAAGUUAUACAGGGAAUGCAGCCUGCAUCAUGAGGUUAUAAGCCACUUUAGGCAUUCAAGCAUUGCAGAACUGUUAGGCAUCAAUCCUUUCCAUGUAUGUGCUCAUGUGAGGCACUGAAUAGAGCAAGGAAAUCUUGUCUGACAAUAGCGUGGACUCCUACUUGUCAGUCAUCUUCAAGUGGACCUCCUCUCUGCUUAACCGUAUGUAAAAGCAUUGCAUUGGCCAGAUGUAUUACUCUAUCCUUUGUUGUUAAUGUGCUGCAGCACCCUACAACUUGGGCUGCUCAGCCUCUAAGGGGUGAUCUGACUUUAGACUGUUGCUUAUAUCCCUGAAGGUGAAGAUCUGAGUGCACCUGUCAUAAUGGACAUUUGGCUUUACCUUACCUCUCUCAAUAACACUCCAAUAUGGAUCUUGGGCAUUUCCAUGAUGCUGCAAUAAUACAACUAAGUUUGCUAGAACCCUUAUUCUAGUAAAAUUCCACAUGGCUCAUUUAGACAAGAUAUUUCCUCUGUUGUUGCAAACAUGCUUUCUGUUCUUCUUAAGUUCUCCACUAAAUGUUUUCAGGUGAAUUAUUUCUGUGUUCCUCAGCACUCUAAAUUGUCUAGGUUGAUUUGUUUUGAACUGUUAGACAAAUAAGACACAACAUGGUAACUUGA